Molecule: messenger RNA, 2574 nt
Organism: Giardia duodenalis
Lineage: Eukaryota; Fornicata; Diplomonadida; Hexamitidae
Product: Median body protein
Exons: 1
Coding region: 1-2574 (857 amino acids)
Source: RefSeq, a predicted model, not a curated record
AUGUCCGAGGCUAUGGUUUUCAGCAAGAUCGACGAGUACACGCUCUUUAUGAGCCGGUCUCUCCAGAAAUCGCUCAAAACAUUUGCUGAGCAGGUCAUGGCCCUAAUUUAUCAGUAUAAAGAUACGCUUGUCGAGGAUAGGCUUGCUCUCACCAACACCCUCGACGAGGCGGUUCAGAUUCUUGUCGACAGUGGCAAGGAGGAGGCGGAUAAGCUUGGAUUUAAUAUAUACUCUGCGGUGAGUAGGUAUAUCAGCGAGAUCUGGGCCUCUCAGUCUGGUCAGACAACGGCGGCCCCGCCAGCGACGGAUAUCGACGGGCUCCACAGGCAGCUUGUUGCUCUCAAGAAUAGCCUUGGCCAAAAUGCUGAGCUCUAUGAGCAGAGGUGCCAACUUCAGGCGGAGUUGCGCGAACUUCAGGAAUUUUCGGAGAACCCCGCGGCAGCAGUCGAGGAAAUUAUGCAGCUGAAGGCCCAGAUAGAUGAGCUCAAGUACGGGGCCUCGAACCACAACGCCCUUGUCCAGGAGAAGAGGGAUCUUGAGCGCCAUCUUGCAGACCUGCGCCUCAGUAGACAAGACACUAACUCACGCCUCCCCCAGGAGAUCGACAGACUUCGCGCUGAGAUCGAGGACGAGAAGCGCAAUCUGCCGCAUAUGGACGAUCUGCAAAGGCAGCGCGACGAGCUCCAGAGGCAGCUAGACACAAUCAGGCGCCGGGGCAACACGUCGGGUGUCAUGGCCGAGAUUGAGAACAUACAGAGGCAGAUAGACGAUGCCAACUCCUCUGCGUCGAGCGAGCAUGAGCUUCGAAUGCUCCGUGCCGAAGUUGAGACUCUCCGUGCCCAGAAGUCCAUCGUCACCCGUCUUGAGGCGGAGAAUGCGGAUCUGCGCCGAGAGCUACAGGACAUUCGUGGCCGUGCUCAGGAAAUGAGCGCUAGCCAGCGCUACAGCGCCAAUCAGGCGCAGGAGCUGCAGGAGAAGGCGAUGCAGGCAGAGGAGCUUCUGCAGCAGAAGAUUGAGCUUAGGCGCCAGCUUCAUGAGGCUCUAGAGCGAGCAGAUGCAGGUGAGGCUGCUCUUCGUGACAAGAGGCGACUUGAAGAUGAGAUAAAGGGCCUUCAGUUGCGUCUUACCGAAAACGACUUUACGAAGGAGCGCUCUAUCCUCCGGAACGAGAUCCAGGCUAAGACUACCGAGAUAGACACACUUAUCAGUGACCGUCGCGCUCUGGAGACCAAGCUCCUCAAUAAAGAGGCAGAAGUGGAUCAGCUUCUUUAUGAAAAGCAACUUCUCAAGACAGAGCUGAACUCCUAUCGCGGAACAAACGAGGAUAUAGACAAGCUUACCUUUGAGAAACGCCAGCUUGUUGAGGAGCUAAACGACCUGCGUGAGAAGACUAUCAAAUACGACCAAUUGGCUCGUGAGAAGGCGGCGCUCGAGACUGAACUCAAGGAAAACUCGUACAACUUUGACCAGUUGCUUGAACAAAAGCAACAGAUGCGUAGCGAUCUCAAUGCCCUUCGCGAAAAGGCAGCCGACUACGAGCGCGUCGAUCGCGAGCUUCGCCUCAAGGACAAGGAGCUCGAGGAGAAGAAUGCUGAGAUCGAGAGGCUUCUUGAGGACCGCCGCGUCAUGCGUACCGAGCUCCUCCACUCUAAGGAGUCUGCGACCGAUGUUGACAGUUUGAUACAAGAGAAGAGGCUGCGUGACCGAGAGCUUGCCCACCUUCGUGACCGCAUGAGCGAGUAUGAGCGUGUGGUAGAAGAGAGGAUCCAAAAGGAGAAAGAAAAUAACCUUCUUAAGCAGCGUAUCACGGAAUUGGAGCAGCAGCAGCGCACCGCGACAGUCCGCGAGACCGAGAUGAGUGCCCUCCGUGAGAAGGCUAACGAGUUAGAUGGCUACAACCGUGAGCGCCAGGCAAGAGAGCAUGAGAUCAACAUGUUGCGUGACAAGGCCUUGGAGUCCGACAAGCUUCGCCAGGAUAACAGGGUGAUGGCGAUGGAAUUGACAGAGCUUCGCGAGAAGGUGCAACUUCUCGAGAAACUCCAAUACGAGAAGAGAGCACGAGACGUAGAGAUGCUCGAGUUGCGCCACAAAGCCAUGGACGUUGACACUCUUGUUGAGGAGAAGCAACGCCUUGAAAUGCGUCUUGCAGAGCUCAAGAUCAAGGUCAAUAAUUAUGAUCAGCUGGCAGACGACAAGGCUCGUCUGCAGGAGCAACUGAAAGAAAUGUCAGACAAGCUGAUAGAGUUCGAGAUGAUCAUGGAUGACAACCGAAGGCUUAAGCUUCAGGUUAAGGAGCUCGACCUUAAGACUGCAAACAUGGAGAAGCUUUAUGAGGAGUACAAGAAGCUCGAAGACCAGCUGAAGGCAACGAAGGCGAUGACCUCUACAGGCAUGGGUGUGUCGGCUGCCUCUCCGGCAUUUUACAAGACGAAGAGUAUGCGCCUUACACAACAAAACAACCAGAUGAAAAACACAACAGACAACCUCCUAACGCGCGACAUUCCCAAGUUGAUCGACAAGCUUAUUGAGCGCCCUGCGGGGACUACAACCAUGGGCCGAAGUGGUAAGUUCUGA